Molecule: messenger RNA, 2271 nt
Organism: Hypomesus transpacificus
Lineage: Eukaryota; Metazoa; Chordata; Actinopteri; Osmeriformes; Osmeridae
Gene: cox15
Product: cytochrome c oxidase assembly protein COX15 homolog
Exons: 9
Coding region: 129-1352 (407 amino acids)
Biological process (GO): heme A biosynthetic process
Cellular component (GO): mitochondrial inner membrane
Molecular function (GO): oxidoreductase activity, acting on NAD(P)H, heme protein as acceptor
Source: RefSeq, a predicted model, not a curated record
AGUUGAAUCGUUGCAUGACCGAUACACAUAACGCUAAUGCUUGCGUAAGGAGAGAUCACUGCAAAUAAUUUCCAACAAAUAACGUGAAGUAGCGUAGUUAGCUCUAGUGAGUUGGCUUGAAAGAAAGAAUGUUGCUGUCUUCGUUACGGACUGUGGCACUGCGUGGCUGCAAAAAUGCUGGGAAAGGAUUUCAACACAGCAAUAGGAUCCCCCCGAUGCGACAAUGGUUGAUGAGGAGAGGACAGAGCACCAUCACAGCCGAGGUGGGGGCGACCACGGCGACAGCGGCAACUACAGUGCCCAAUGCAGCCACAAACAGGAUCCUCGGCCGGUGGUUGCUCGGUUGUAGCGGACUGGUAGUCGGGGCAGUGGUGUUGGGCGGUGUCACAAGGUUGACGGAGUCAGGUCUGUCCAUGGUUGACUGGCACCUGGUGAAAGAGAUGAAGCCUCCACAGACGCAGGCGGAGUGGGAGGCAGAGUUUGCUAAGUACCAGCAAUUCCCAGAGUUUAAGAUAAUGAACCACAACAUGACACUGCCAGAGUUCAAGUUCAUCUUCUUCAUGGAGUGGGGCCACAGGAUGUGGGGGCGUAUGGUGGGCUUGGCCUACGUCCUGCCCACCAUCUACUUCUGGAAGAAAGGCUACCUCAACAGGUCCAUGAAGGGACGGGUGGUGGGCCUCUGUGGCUUUGUCUUCUUCCAGGGUCUCCUAGGAUGGUACAUGGUGAAAAGCGGCCUGGAGGAGAAGCCAGAGUCGUAUGACAUCCCGAGGGUCAGUCAGUACCGCCUGUCAGCCCACCUGGGCUCGGCUCUGCUGUUGUACUGUGCCAGCCUCUGGACCGGACUGACUCUGCUGCUGCCUGCUCACAAGCUGGCUAACACCCAACGUUUGACUCAGCUAAGAAGGUUUGCCAAGGGAACAGGAGGACUUGUCUUCCUGACUGCUCUCUCAGGUGCGUUUGUGGCGGGGCUGGAUGCAGGGCUGGUCUACAACUCCUUCCCCAAGAUGGGAGAGCGCUGGGUCCCUGAUGACCUGCUGGCCUUCUCCCCCACCCUCAAGAACUUCUUUGAGAACCCCACCACGGUCCAGUUUGACCACCGGGUGCUGGCCAUCUCCUCCCUCUCAGCCAUCACAGGUCUCUACUUGUUCUCCAGGAACAUGAGACUACCCCGGAGGGCUAAGAUCGCCAUCAGCCUGCUAACAGCCAUGGCCUAUGGACAGGUUGCCCUGGGCAUCAGCACCCUGCUGCUGUAUGUGCCCACCCCCCUGGCAGCUACCCACCAAUCAGGCUCUGUCGCCCUCCUCUCGCUCGCCAUCUGGGUCCUGGCAGAACUGAGGAAGGUGCCCAAGUAGAAAGACCCUCCAUGACGAGGCCCCAACGAGAUCCUGACCACCAGCCCUCUUCAGCCCCCCCCACCGCUAGGAGGAGGAGGAGGAGGGAGAGAGAGAGAGAGAGAGAGCAGAAUGUGCAAUGAGCACUUCACAGAUGGAUGGUUUGGAAAUGGUUAGGUUGGUAUUGUUAGGGAAAAAAGAGAGACGGGGGAAGGGAGGCAGGAGUGAGGGUGAGAAGAGCUUGGAAGUGUGCCGCAAUAAUGAGUCAUUGUGAUGAAGUAUUGAUUUAUUUUCAAAUUGCUAAAUAUUUUGGGUCUAACCUUGCAAGGUUGCUCAUUCCACAGCUUGUUGAGACAAUGGGGGAUACCUACUUAAACAUAUUUGACCUAGAUGGUUGUCUUCUUAGUGGUGGGCUCUUUCUGCAGUCGUUUUUCCAAUGUGGCAACAUGGUGAUUUGUGUUAAUGCACUUAGCCAACAACAUGCAAGAUCAAUAUAGCAAACAUACAUAUAUCACACAAUAUAGUCAUUUUAAAACCUCUAGGCACAUCAUAGUUUUUACUUACUAAAUUACACUUUAUCUUCCAACCUGAAACAUGAGAAUUAAUUAUUUGUGUAGCUUGAAUGCACAUUUCAUUCCAGUUGAAGUAUGUGUAUAAGUUUUGGUCUGUGUGCCUUUCUCUCUGUAAAUACGGUGUUAUGGGUUUCUACUGCUCAUUGCAGGUUGUGUUCUUUUGUUGUGGGUGAGGAGUGGACCUUGGUGGUGGUGGGAGGUCAUGGUGCUGGAGGUCAGGGGUCAGGGGAGGUCAGGGUGGAGAAGUGCAGCUUCAGGGUGCACUUAACAUGCGUACAUAUGUCAAUAGUUAAAUUAUUAUGAAUGUUGCUUUUUGUAAAACUGUAAUGCAAUAACACUGUGUGACAAUAAAUGAUAAAGAAACAAAA